Musa acuminata AAA Group (dessert banana) is the source of this 999-nucleotide messenger RNA. RefSeq lists its product as uncharacterized. The record is from RefSeq and is a predicted model, not a curated record. The transcript has 2 exons. Lineage: Eukaryota; Viridiplantae; Streptophyta; Magnoliopsida; Zingiberales; Musaceae. The coding region runs from base 143 to 847 and encodes 234 amino acids.
CUAAAUCUCAGGAGCGAGAAGAAGAUGGAGAUUGGUUGUCCGUGUCAUGGUGAGGAGUUCAUCAGCUUUUGGAUAAGAAUUGUAUGUACCAAAACUGCUGCAGGUAAGCGCACAAGAGCUUGGGAUAUCGUCUUUUCUGUUCAUGGCUUGCAUGCUUGGUUCCACUUCCAUCCUCCCGAGAAGGCAUACAACAACGCCUGUAAGCCUCUUUGACUGGGGGAAGCGCCGGAAAGCAGAGGAGAAACCUCCACACAAGUACCAUGACAUCGAUCUCCCCUGCUCUCGAUCACUAGUGGCCAACACGCACCUGAGAGGUAGGGAGCUGAAAUGCUGCUACAGGGCCUCCAUCGACGGCUUCAGCGCCGUCGACUUCCACCGCUGCUGCGACUUCAAGGGCCCUUGUGUGGUGGUGGGCUACACCACCACGUCCUUCAAGUUCGGAGCAUUCAACCCCGAGGGAUACAGGAGCACCGACGACUACUACGACACUUUCGACGCCUUCCUCUUCUACUGGAAGGAGGCCGGUGGCUCUGCAGCAGCGGACGAUCCGGUCAUACUGCCCAAGGUCGGCGGCAGCGGCGCCGCUAUUUUCGAUUACGCGAGAGGCGGCCCGCAGUUCGGAGCUGACGGCCUACUCAUCGGCCCGCCGCUUACGCCGGUGAUGGGUGUCUUCACGGGGCCGGACGCAAGCUCCGGCGUCGGUGAUCUGAGACAAGCCAAGUCCAGGUUGGGGCUGUCUUAUGCGAAGAGGGAGGACGGGAAGGAGUCGGUGUUUGGAGACGUGCCUAAAGCGACUCUUGUUGAGGUGCAGGUCUUCUGUUGCCCGCAGAUUGCAAGCUUGUACUGAGUAGAAGCCUUCCAAUAGCUAAUUUGGCAUGAUUUGGUGGAUAAAGUAUAUUGUAACACCGAGUAAUCAUGUGUAGUGCCAUGAAAAGUAUUAAGAUCACAAUAAUGGAGCUCUGUGCUGAAAUAAUGAGCACAAAGAGGUUUUGGAACCAA